Tetrahymena thermophila SB210 is the source of this 666-nucleotide messenger RNA. RefSeq names its product transmembrane protein, putative. NCBI's taxonomy places the organism in Eukaryota, Ciliophora, Oligohymenophorea, Hymenostomatida, Tetrahymenidae. The record is from RefSeq and is a predicted model, not a curated record. The transcript has 2 exons.
AUGUAUGAUAUAAAACAAAACAGGAGUUAAUGCAAAAAAACAAAAAAUUCGACAGCCAAGCUUCAUUUUUUUUCAUCAUGCCUAUUCAAAGUUUGCCCAUUUUUUUAUAAAAAAGUAAACAGAAAAUUGUUAUAAAUCUACUACUAAACCUUUCAUCCAUACUCUUUUAUAUAUUUUAGAGUGAUUAAAUAAUUUAAAGAUACUAACUAUUUCAUGUAUUUUUAUUAACACCUAAUAUAUUUGAUCCAAGGCGCUCUCACUAUUUCUAAAAGUAUUGAUUUUUAUUUAAAUCAAUUACAUGAUUGGCAAGUAUUAGUUAGAUAUUUCUUAUUUUUACUGAAAUACAAAACGUUCUUCAUGAUGCAUAUAAUAAUAUUUUAGAAAUAAAUACAUGAAUUUAUACAAUAAAAAUUGUAUUAAAUACCUAUUGUUAAGCAGUAUUUUUAUUUCCAAAUAAAAAUUAUUCUGAUAAAAAACAUUUUAAUUUUUAAAAAAUUGAAAUAAAGAUACUCAAACUAAAAGAAUUUGAAGUUAAUUCGUAAUCUUCUCAACUUAAAAGAAUCAUUUAAUACUUCUACUCAGAAUCCAUUAAAUUUCCUAAAGCAAUUAGUUAGAAUAUAUUUCUUAUUCUAUAAUGAGAGAGAGUUAUCUUUUUGCAUAUUUUGA